Molecule: messenger RNA, 2099 nt
Organism: Balaenoptera ricei (Rice's whale)
Lineage: Eukaryota; Metazoa; Chordata; Mammalia; Artiodactyla; Balaenopteridae
Gene: TMEM255A
Product: transmembrane protein 255A
Exons: 10
Coding region: 91-1140 (349 amino acids)
Source: RefSeq, a predicted model, not a curated record
GCAGCGCGGAGUAGGAUGCUCUGCGGGGCGCCCUGAGCCUGGGGCGCGUGAAGCAGCUUCGGGGGCCGGGGCCACAGGGCAGCUUUCACCAUGCAUCAGUCCCUGACUCAGCAGCGGUCCAGCGACAUGUCCCUGCCGGAUUCCAUGGGAGCCUUUAAUCGGAGGAAACGAAACUCCAUCUAUGUCACCGUGACUUUGCUUAUUGUGUCCGUGUUAAUUCUCACGGUGGGCCUCGCCGCAACCACCAGGACCCAGAAUGUGACUGUUGGAGGUUAUUACCCGGGAGUUAUUCUCGGCUUUGGAUCAUUCCUUGGAAUCAUCGGAUCAAACCUCGUGGAGAACAAACGGCAGAUGCUGGUGGCUUCCAUCGUCUUUAUCAGCUUUGGUGUGAUUGCAGCCUUUUGUUGUGCCAUAGUCGAUGGGGUCUUCGCUGCCAGACACAUUGAUCUGAAACCGCUCUAUGCUAACCGGUGCCACUAUGUGCCCAAGACAUCCCAGAAGGAAGCUGAGGAGGUCAUAAGUUCCUCAACCAAAAAUUCUCCUUCCGCGAGGGUUAUGAGGAACCUUACCCAGGCAGCUCGAGAGGUGAACUGCCCUCACCUCAGCCGUGGAUUCUGCACACCUCGCAUCCGGGGCAACACCUGCUUCUGCUGUGACCUCUACAACUGUGGCAACCGGGUGGAGAUCACCGGUGGCUACUACGAGUACAUUGACGUCAGCAGCUGCCAGGAUAUCAUCCACCUCUACCACCUGCUCUGGUCCGCCACCAUCCUCAACAUCGUCGGCCUCUUCCUGGGCAUCAUCACUGCUGCUGUCCUGGGGGGCUUUAAGGACAUGAACCCAGCUCUCCCAGCACUGAACUGUUCUGUUGAAAAUGCCCAUCCGACUGUUUCUUACUACGCUCGUCCUCAAGUGGCAUCCUAUAAUACCUACUACCAUAGCCCUCCUCACCUGCCACCUUAUUCUGCUUAUGACUUUCAGCAUUCCAGUGUCUUUCCAUCCUCCCCUCCCUCUGGACUUUCUGACGAGCCCCAGUCUGCCUCUCCUUCGCCCAGCUACAUGUGGUCCUCCAGUGCUCCACCCCGAUACUCUCCACCCUACUAUCCGCCUUUUGAAAAGCCACCCCCUUACAGCCCCUAAAGAGGAAUGUCUGCUGGCUAUUGAGAUUAUUGUGGCUUUUGUAUUUCUGCUUUAGUGGAAGUGUGUAGGGUACAAACUUUAAAGUGUGAUUCUUAUGCAUAAAGUUUUGCAAUGGCCUGCCAGGCUAAGGAAAGAUAGGGAAGAAGCUUAUUUGUUAUCAGUGCAGAGCAGGGGUGGCUAGACUGAGCCCAGCACUUCCAAGAAGGGCAACGCAAGGCUGGAGAGCCAUCCCAGCAAGCAGCUUGUCUUGUUUGGACCUGCGUUACCCUAUGGCCCCGCCUCUGUGUGCAGCAGAAGUGUGGUUGCCAUCUGCUUCACUUUGUGUAAAUGGAGUGUUGUCCUCCGGCCGUUGGCAGAUCGCCACCCUAGCACCUUGGUUGAAGCACCUGGCUUAUAGGCCCUGUCUUUCCCUACCACUAAAGUCAGUCCCUAAGGAAAAUUUCCCAGAUGAUGGGGCUACACGGUAGUUCCAAUGCAGAGAGUUCUAAGAUUUUGUUUGCUUGUGUCUGGAUGCUGAAAAAAGCUGCCCAUGUCUCUUACUCCUUUCUUCUCUGUAUUGUAAAAAUGGCUAUUGUGAUCAUUCAGCUCAGCUUCUGUGAUUGGUACCUCCCAAAGGGAAAAGUGCAAUAGUCCUUUGAGUAGUGGGGAACAGGAUUGAUUGUUCAAGAGGCACUGAAAUACACAGAACAACAUGUGAGAUGUUUUAAGUGGAUCUCAGUUAUACAUCGGGUAACUUAGGAGACAGCGGUUCUACUACAUGUUGCAUUUGCUGCAGGAGAUACAAAUCUUACGGUUAAAAUUGAGUUCAAAAAUGCUAGAUUAGGUUCUUGGGUCGUGUUAUGAUUGUUACUAAUCUUUGUGACUGUUUAUCUUCAAAUAUUGUGCUUCAAUCCCAGCAAACCGCACGUAUCCUGCACCCCACCCCCAAAAGAAUCAUCUGUAUUUUAAUGCCACUGCUC